Molecule: messenger RNA, 925 nt
Organism: Myxozyma melibiosi
Lineage: Eukaryota; Fungi; Ascomycota; Lipomycetes; Lipomycetales; Lipomycetaceae
Product: ribosomal protein L13 domain-containing protein
Exons: 3
Coding region: 132-731 (199 amino acids)
Biological process (GO): negative regulation of translation; translation
Cellular component (GO): ribosome; cytosolic large ribosomal subunit
Molecular function (GO): mRNA binding; structural constituent of ribosome
Source: RefSeq, a predicted model, not a curated record
CAAACCACAACCUGCAACUCAGCAAACCGGUCGGACACUCACCAGCAACAUCCACCACAGCAGCAACAGCAGGACUUCUUUCGCCAGUUGUUCUUUUACUUGUUGAUUCUCAUUUAAGCAGAGUAUACACGAUGAGCACCUUCGAAUCGGUUAUUGUCAUUGAUGGCAAGGGACAUCUCCUUGGACGUCUCGCUUCCAUCAUCGCCAAGCAGCUUCUCAACGGCCAGAAGAUUGUCGUUGUCAGAACUGAGGAUCUCAACAUCUCUGGCGAGUUCUUCCGUGCUAAGCUCAAAUACCACGCCUACCUCCGCAAGGGAACCCGCUACAACAAGACCCGUGGUCCCUUCCACUUCCGUGCCCCUUCGCGCAUCUUGUACAAGACCAUCCGCGGAAUGAUCGCCCACAAGACCGCCCGUGGCAAGGCCGCUCUCGAGCGCCUAAAAGUUUUCGAGGGUGUCCCCCCACCAUACGACAAGAAGAAGCGCGUCGUUGUCCCCCAGGCCCUCCGUGUCCUGAGACUGAAGCCUGGCCGCAAAUACACCACCGUCGGCCGGUUGAGCCACGAGGUCGGCUGGAAGUACCAGGACGUUGUCUCCCGUCUUGAGGAGCGACGAAAGGUCAAGUCGGCUGCUUUCUACGCCAAGAAGAAGGCUGAGGCUGCUAAGGUCUCUGCCGUCAAGAAGGAGGUUGCUGGUGAGGUCAGCGAGAAGCUGGUGGCGUUGGGUUACUAGAUAUGUACUUGAAAAAAAAAGUGUGUGUGUUUUUGAGCAGUGCGGCCGGGAACAAGCGAAGAGACGGAAAAGGAGUGUUUAAAAUGGGCAUAUUAUACAUACUAUAAUGGUUUUCCUUGUCUUUUUAAGCGCUUUAUUUUUGUAAUUUAUGUAUCUAUCGAUAUGAACAACAACUUUACUAUUUAAGAAAGAGU